GCAGGGGUAGGGGCACUGUCAGCAGCGUUGCCGGGUACAGGGGCAGUUACUGGGGGCAGAUCCUGUGGAAGGAGAUUUAUGACACGCAGCUGUUGAACGCUUGACAGACGUGGGGUGUGUGAAAGAAGACUCCGGCGUCUGCUGCUGCUGCUGCUGCGCAGGAGCGCUGUCUCUGCCAACACACACACACACACCACACACACACACACACAAACAUUCAUCAGAGGAGAGCUGAGUGACUUGCAUCGCAGCCCACAACGACAAGGAUGGUGCGGGAGCAGUAUGUCACCACCACGGGGGAUGACGGCGUGCCGGACACCGUCCCCGAGUACCUGUACACCAUCGGCAUCUACGGCUGGAGGAAGCGCUGCCUGUACCUGUUCAUCCUCAUCCUCCUGGUCAUCCUGGUCAUCAACCUGGCCCUCACCAUCUGGAUCGUGCGCGUCAUGUGGUUCAACACGGACGGAAUGGGGCUUCUCCAGGUGAACCCUGAUGGAGUGAGGUUGGAGGGGGAGUCGGAGUUCCUCUUCCCACUGUAUGCACAGGAGAUUCACUCGAGAGAGGACUCUGAGCUUCUGGUGGACUCCACUGAGGACGUCUCUCUUAAUGCUCGCAAUGAGAACGGGGACGUGACGGGCCGGCUAUCUGUGGGGCCCAAGAAAGUGCAAGGGGAUGUCCAGCAGCUGGUAGUCAACUCCAACAGCGACAAGAUGCUGUUCCAGGCGGAUGGCAAGGAGGUGGUGGUGGGCACCAACAAGCUCCGCAUCACAGGUCCUGAAGGCGCCAUCUUUCAGCACUCAGUGCAGACACCCCUCAUCAGAGGCGAGAUGUCCAAAGACCUGAGGCUGGACGCUCCAACCCGCUCCCUCAGCAUGGAUGCCCCGGGCGGCGUGCACGUCAAGGCGCUGUCAGGACGCCUCGCUGCCACGACCAACAUGGACGUCCUGCUGCACUCCAACGACGGCCUGCUGGUCCUAGAUGCUGAGAUGUUGCGGCUGCCCAAACUGCCCAUCGGCACUUCGGGUUCGGGAGGUGCCCAGGGCCACUACGAGGUGUGUGUGUGCCCCAACAGCGGCAAGCUCUUCCUAUCCAAGGCCGACCACUCCACCACCUGCAGCAGCAGCCAGCAGUGCUAACACACACACACACACACACAGGACUGACCCGGAACUGGCCCGGAACUGGCCCACGGGUCAGACACAUCUGGCUCGAUGUCCAUCCAAACACAGCAUCUAUCCACCACCGUACUUAAGUUGUCGGGUCCUUGGACGGCAGGGUCUGUCUAUAGGAACAGGAGGAAGCACAACUUCCUGCUUGAUGUAAAGUGUUGUGUACUACGGAAUAUCACACGCAUUGGUUUUGAGAAUGUGGUGGUGGCAGACAGUAGAAGUCUAUGGAGAAGGACGCGUGGGAUAUAAAUGUGUAAUAAUGUAUAAUGUCUGAAGGUAACCAUGUGAGUUUGCCUGAACUGGGUUCAAGUCAUUAUGGUGUUAACAGUCAUGUUAGUUAUACGUGUUAAGAAGUAGAAAGCAAUCAAUCAAACAAAAUAGUACACAAAGGAAGUUUGUGAUUUGGUCAAAUUCUGGACUGGUUUUCGGCAAGCCGGCUUGCAUCUCUUUCUGUUCCCUCCACAAUUCAAUACCAAAAAUUUGAUCCAAUACCAAAACGUCUCCGGAUAUCAUGUUCUCAUGUCAUAAAGCCCUGGCUAGAUCACAUCUAGUUCUGCAAGACAGUGAAUAGAUCAUGUUUGUUUGUUUGUUUGUUUGUUUGUUUGUGUGUUUGUUUGUUUGGAGCUGCCACAUGAUGUGACAUAUGCUUUAGGGAGCUGAGGUUCAGUAGGGGCUUAAUUUAAAUAUCUUCAGUAUGAAGGCUGGGCAAAUGAAGAGCUGGUCAACAGCUUAAAUCCUAUGCAAUAUAUAUUUGAGGUGCAAUAAUGAUAUAUGUGUUUAAUGUUAAAGUUUUUGGUAUGGUAAUAUAUGAGGUUAAAUCAGCACAGUUUCAAUUUUAAUUUGAAUUCAAAUUGAAGUGUGUGUGUGUGUGUGUCUGUGUCUGUCUGUCUCUCUGUCUGUCUGUCUGUCUGUUUGUCUGUCUUUGACUGUGUGCGUGCCAAUGUGCGAACAAGUAUGUGUGUGCAUACAGUAUGUGCAUUUUCUAUAUGGAUUUUUGUUAAGGCAUGUUCAUGUGUGUAUCUGUCAUAUAAUGUAAAAAAAACAGAAAACAAUUAUCCCUAACGUCUUCAUAACUGUUGUACAGUGAGGAGUCUGUUAUCUCAAACGGAUGAAAUCCAUAACCAUUAUUACAAAUUAGUACAAAUCACCAAAAAUAUUUAGAUUGUAGUGUCAUUGCAUGUAGCCUUGUGUGUGUUCUGCCUCACUGUGCUGCCAAGAGAGGAAGUUUUGUAUUUUUUUGCAUUUGUUUAUUUGUUUAUACUUUAAUAAGCUACAUCCUUUUUUGAAGGAAUUAUGAUGGUCAACACAUCUAUCUACACAUGCGCAAGAUUAUAAGAAGCACUAUGUUAUAUGACUUCUUUUUUGUUACAGUAAUGGCAUCAUUAUCACCAUCCAGUGGACAUUACUGGAAAAAGUGCACAAAUUCAAAAUCUGUUUUGUAGUGCCAUCUUGUGGUCUUUUUUUUUGUUGUUUUUUGCUGUCAAUUUCAGAAGAAAAAUGGUCUGUAGUAAAACGCUUUGAUGCAUUGGUUGGUCCUGAAGUGUGAUUAUAUGUGGAAAUAAUUUGUUUUUGGAGUGGUUCAUAAUUAUACCCAGUGUGUUGUAUCAUCCUCUUCCUACUAAUACUGCACAUGGGAACAAAAAAACACAAAGUAAAGUAAAGUAAAGAUGACAUUGAACUUCCCCUGAAUAAAUCAGACAGUUCUUUGA
Molecule: messenger RNA, 2878 nt
Organism: Sardina pilchardus (European sardine)
Lineage: Eukaryota; Metazoa; Chordata; Actinopteri; Clupeiformes; Clupeidae
Gene: sgcg
Product: sarcoglycan, gamma
Exons: 8
Coding region: 267-1136 (289 amino acids)
Biological process (GO): heart contraction; cardiac muscle tissue development
Cellular component (GO): sarcoglycan complex; sarcolemma
Source: RefSeq, a predicted model, not a curated record